Messenger RNA from Argiope bruennichi, 1160 nucleotides. It is a transcript of the gene CIA30, whose product is annotated as complex I intermediate-associated protein 30, mitochondrial-like. Gene Ontology annotation, biological process: mitochondrial respiratory chain complex I assembly; mitochondrial electron transport, NADH to ubiquinone. Gene Ontology annotation, cellular component: mitochondrion. The transcript has 4 exons. Bases 190 to 1116 code for a protein of 308 amino acids. NCBI's taxonomy places the organism in Eukaryota, Metazoa, Arthropoda, Arachnida, Araneae, Araneidae. The record is from RefSeq and is a predicted model, not a curated record.
CGAAUCGCGUUUAGAUUAUAUAUUAGGUGCAUAACAACUAAUAAUUAAUAUACUUACGUAACAUAUUUUUAAAAAUUUGCUUAUUAAAUUCUUAAAAAAAUAUAUUUCCUGGUAUUUUUUCUAUCUCCAUCAAUUACAUUUUUAUUUAAAUGUAGCAAUUCUCAGUUCCUGAAUUUUUUUUACUUUGAAAUGAGAAAUAUCUGUUGUUUAUUUAAAUACAAUUAUAUACUUUAUAAUCAUUUUCAUAGAAAACUGCCAGUUACGUGCAUUUCAUCUUUAGAUCAUGUGAGACUAUUUUCGCAAACUGUGGUACGAAAUUCUUUUUACGAACAAGAUAAACGCGGUGCUGAAUAUCCCGUUUUCCCUUUAGAUAAAAAACACUGGACCGAACAUAUUCGAGACGGCGCGAAAAUAUUUGUCGGAGAAUGUAAAUUGUUUUGGGAAGAAACAAAAGAGCAUUUUCGGAAUGACCCAAGAAUCUAUCAAGAUGGUGAUACUGAAGUAGUUUUCCGCUUCGAUUCUAAAGAUUGUCUAGAAAAAUGGAGAGUAGGAUCUGAUAAAAUUAAUAAAGAAGGCUUCAGUGAAUGUAAUUUUUUUAUCAAUGACAAAGGCAAAGGAGUAUUUCAUGGAACUAUUGAUACAACACCCCCAAAAGAUGGCAGGAAUCGAUUUGCUGGUUACUGUGGCAUAAAAUCUGUUAGAAAAACAAAAUCCUUUCUUCGAGAUGAUUGGUAUGAUUGGAAUGCAUUUACGCAUUUAGAAAUGAGAGUGAAAGGGGAUGGACGGAAUUACAUGAUUAAUUUAAAUAUGGGAAUGUAUUUUGAUGUUACAUGGUUUGACAUGUAUUCUUAUGUUUUGCACACACAUGGAGGUCCAUACUGGCAACUUGUCAGGAUACCCUUCUCAAAAUUUUUCUUAACCUACAAAGGAAGAACUCAAGACAAACAAGAUCCUAUGCCCCGUAAUAAAGUAAAUUCUAUAGGAAUUACUGCUGCUGCUGUUUCUGGACCUUUCCAUUUAGAAAUAGACUAUAUAGGUGUUUAUAGGGACAUGAGUCAUACAGAAGAAACUGCUUAUGAAAUGUACAACAUGCCUAUGCAAAUAGUUACUGCAUAGGUUUAUUUAUUUUCUGAAUUAUUAAAGUUUUAAAUGAUUGUUAA